Messenger RNA from Dama dama (fallow deer), 862 nucleotides. RefSeq names its product protein DEK-like. The transcript has a single exon. NCBI's taxonomy places the organism in Eukaryota, Metazoa, Chordata, Mammalia, Artiodactyla, Cervidae. The coding region runs from base 14 to 847 and encodes 277 amino acids. The record is from RefSeq and is a predicted model, not a curated record. Gene Ontology annotation, cellular component: nucleus. Gene Ontology annotation, biological process: regulation of double-strand break repair; chromatin organization. Gene Ontology annotation, molecular function: histone binding; DNA binding.
CGCGGUCCACAGCAUGUCCUCCUCGGGCACAGCUGCGGAGGGAGAGGCAGCCCCCGCCCAGCCCGCGUCCGAAAAAGAGCCCGACAUGCCCGGCCCGAGAGAGGAAAGUGAAGAGGAGGACGAGGACGACGAGGAGGAGGAGGAGGAAGAAGAGAAAGAAAAGAGCCUCAUUGUGGAAGGCAAGAGGGAGAAGAAGAAAGUAGAGAGGUUGAUGAUGCAAGUCUCUUCCUUACAAAGAGAGCCGUUUACAAUCGCACAAGGAAAAGGGCAGAAACUUUGUGAAAGUGAAAGGAUACAUUUCUUUUUGAGUAAGAAGAAAACAGAUGAACUUAGAAAUCUCCAUAAACUGCUUUACAACAGACCAGGAACAGUGUCCUCAUUAAAGAAGAAUGUGGGUCAGUUCAGUGGCUUUCCAUUUGAAAAAGGAAGUAUCCAAUAUAAAAAGAAGGAAGAAAUGUUGAAAAAAUUUAGAAAUGCCAUGUUAAAGAGCAUCUGCGAGGUUCUUGACUUGGAGAGAUCGGGUGUAAAUAGUGAACUGGUGAAAAGGAUCUUGAAUUUUUUAAUGCAUCCCAAGCCUUCUGGCAAACCGUUGCCAAAAUCUAAGAAAAGUUCUAGCAAAGGCAACAAAAAGGAACGGAACAGUUCUGGGAUGGCCAGGAAAGCUAAGCGAACCAAAUGUCCUGAAAUCCUGUCAGAUGAAUCUAGCAGUGAUGAAGAGGAAAAGAAAAACAAAGAAGAGUACUCAGAGGAUGAAGAUAAAGAGAGUGAAGAGGAGACUUUAGAAAUGAUUCUUAGACAUAAAGCAAAUUUGAGCAAUUUUUUUAAUCAAGUUCAAAAUGGGUUGUAAAGCAGCAGAGACAAC